AUGCAGGAGGAUCACCAGAAACAGAAUGCCCUGGCCGACGGUUGCAUCCAGGUCAUCGUGCCUCCGAAUAUUGACGACAGAACUCAGACUGCACACCAUCGAUUCGACCAACGGGCAGAGUGGUUUCGAGUGACCAUGGCCAGCCUCACAGCACAAGGCGAAGAGCCUAUUCUCCAGGUUACGGACCGUUUCAAGAAAUUGUGCAACCCAAGUGCUCAGUUCAGCCUUGGGCAGUACCCGAGCCUUGUGUCAUUUAUCGGCGACACUGGGGUUGGCAAGUCGACGCUUGUCCGUGCCAUGAACACUGUUGGCAUUGUAGACCAAAUGCGGAGAUCGGGCGUCAUGGACUGGAGACAUGUAUUUGGCUGUCAGCUGCAUGGCCCCGUCACGAGGGCUACUUCUGCGCGAAGGACCAUGCGCCCAACAUCAGUCGGCGUCCAUCUUUACCGUGAUCAGACCAUUGUCCAUGUAAGGGACGACCAUGGGAAUCAAGAAGAUGUCCCCAUGCUCUAUGCCGAUUGCGAAGGCUUCUCGGCCGGCAGUAUGAGAACUGAUGCUGAGUUAAGCACUGCCACGGGCUCGUCGCGUGCUUCAAGGAUACGGUCCGGGUCUCUGACAUCGCAAAGCUCGCACUCAAGGCCGCACGCCAACUCAAAUACACCUUCUGAGCCUGCAGCCGCCACUGGAAUGGAAGGCCCGUUGCAGCUGGAUCUCGUCAUCAAGACGCCCGGCUUCAAGGAUAUGGGCAAGACGAGCGCAGAUGUCUUCUACGCUCGCUUUUUGUACGCCUUUAGCGACGUCGUCGUCUUUGUGAUAAACGAGGAACAAAAGAUGAAGCGAGAAAUGCAACGGCUGCUUGAGUGGGCAGUAUCUGCUGUGAAGACCUCGAGAAGCAGAAGCUCACCUCGAACCCUCCUGGUCGUCCGUAACGGUCCGAGCAGUCACCAUGACUCUUUUUACGACGACGUCGACCUCAAGAACGAGAUGUUUCAGGACUUUGGUGACAUCUGGGACGAUUCGCGAAUUCUUACCAACUACAAGGUGGAUCAUAACUUGAACUGCAGCCGAAAUGAGGACAAGAUCUAUGACAACGAUCAGUAUUUCCGGCUCUUCUUCCGCGAGACCACAAUCUGUUAUAUCCCGAGCAUACAGAACGAACAGUCGCCCGAUCGCAUCUAUCAACAGUACUCUCAUCUUCGAAAGCUGAUCGUGGGUGGCGUCCAAGCAGCUCAAAAGGCUCGCUCCAAAUCAUACUUUCGGCAUGAUGUGCCGUCGGCGAUCGACCUGAUCGGCCAGGCUUUCAGGCACUUUGCCGAAUCUAACGAGCCGUUCGACUUUCAUGUGGCGGCAAGGAAAGACAACCCGACGCCAAUAUCCAUCCCUGGGCAUAUUGCUAAUCUUCUGCGCCACCUGGGCACCACCGAAGAGAGGUUCUCAAAAUUUGAAAUCAUUGUCGCAAUAUGUUUGAUCUCAUACAACUAUCGAACCUCUCGACUCGGGAGGGAACCUGCAGAUAUCUUCGACGACGAACUCGUGAAGAUAUGCCGCAAGGGACUGGAGAUCUAUCAGAAGCAGUUCCUUCGCUGCGCUCUUCUGAUGGGCGACGGGACCAGAUGCGUCAAGUUUGCGUAUAACCAUGACUGCCAUGAGAGUGAGAAGACCCUUAUUUGGAAAGGGGAUAUCGAGCGCUCAUGUUUUGAGAAAGAUGUUACCGACGUGGUGGAAGCGGUCAGAAAGGCGUUCAUUGACCUAUACUCCGAGCUAUGGGAUGUCAGUGCUCAACGUGGUUCGCCGACUCUGCAAUCCACCGCUGCAUUUCGACGCAGGAUCCUUGGACGAGAGCGCACCUCGCCAAUACCCCCUCUUGCGCGGGUGCCAACGCUACGAUCCCAGGACUUUGACAGGGUCGAUCCGAUAUGGUCGGAGCUUAAGAGCAACAUGACCUGCUUUGCCUGUCUACAAUAUGCGCCUGACCAUGUGCUGCCGUGUGGACACGGGUACUGCGAGGAUUGCGUGAAAGAUUUCGGCAAGGUCCUCCCACAAAGGCCCUACCACUAUGUAAUGGGCGAGUGCGUCCUGUGCAACGCCACGGCAGCUCAGUGGCAGGUACGACGAGGCGGAGAGUUGUCAAACGGACCAUCAGUUGCGAAUGAAAAUGUUACACCAGUCAUCAGACUCAAUCCUCGCUGCGGAGGGAUAAGAGUGCUCACGCUGGAUGGCGGCGGCAUUCGGGGCGUGAUCGAACUCGCCCUGAUUGAGAAGAUUGAGCACAGGAUUGGCCUGAAUUUGCCGAUUUCGGAAUUCUUUGAUCUGGUCGUGGGAACCAGCACAGGGGGCAUUAUCGCUCUGGCCAUCACAAACUCACCCAGGGACGUCAAUACCAAAUCACUCACAUCCAAGUUCAUCAACCUGGCGAAGAGAGUCUUCGAAAGGGAUCGCUUUGGUCACGUUUGGAGAAUGGAUCCGCUGAGUGUCGUCAACCGGUCCACGGUGCUGAAUGUCAUGAUGUUACUGCGGGUCAUCAAAAGCAGGUACAAAAGCAGCACCCUGAAAGCCAGCUUGCUCGACUUCUUUGAUCCCAAGCAACCCGUUUUCGGGGCCACCGUCGCUUCCUGUCAGCAGAGGACGGCGAGAGUGGCGGUAACCAGUACCAGCGACGGUUCCCCUUGUUUGUUCACAAAUUACAAUCGUGCCUCAUACGCUCGAGCAGACGGCUCUGAUGCGGAAGAUUUGGUGGUCAAUCGAGGGUUCGAACGACAAGACAAUCCCGAUAUGGAAGCGCGAGUCUGGGAAGCAGCCAUGGCCACGUCGGCCGCACCCGGUUACUUCCACGAAUGGAGGAUCGAUGAUGUCGAGAAUCGGAAACAACACCGUGUCCCGUUCAGGGACGGGGCUCUUCAUUCCAACUUGCCAGUGCAAUGUGCGUUGGAAGAGCAAGACCGCAUCUGGCCUGCUCACAAGGACUAUAAGAAACCUUUGGACAUCCUGGUAUCCCUCGGCACAGGCAAACCACUCAAGGAGACCAAAAUCCCUCGCUGGCUGGAAUUCGCAGGCGUAGGGGACAUUGCCGCGGCGUACUACAAGAACGUCAUCAACACCGACGCCGUUUGGGACGCCUUUGUCAACAGCCAACGUAGCAAUUAUUCGCCUGGCCGCCAUUUUCGGCUGACCAUUGACCUGGAAGAGCGGGUCGGACUCGAUGAGUGGGACAAAAUGCACAACCUGUACGACAAAGUGGGCCAGCUGUACCAUUCGUCUUUCAGAGCCUCGACGGGACUGUGGAAGAAAAUCGACGACAUUGCCUACAAGCUCACGGCCUCGCUGCUCUUCUUCGAACCGGACAAGUGCGAGCCUGUCCCCGCGCGCGGUCAGGCUGCUCAGGGACGAGAGCAGAUCAGCGGGACCAUCCUGUGCAGGCUCCAGACGCCGAGUCCUGCGUUGCGCACGCUCAUCCGCCGCAUUGAAGGAUUCUACCAUCAUGCCGCAAGUCGACAUGUGGACACUCAACUACAAUUACCACGAGACUGGAAGACGGUGGCUCUCCACGCCGAGCAGAACGGACAGCCGUUUGGUAUUCCUUGUCGGCUGGACAAUGCCGAAGGAGCCGCAGUCCGACAGAGCUUGCUCGUCAAGUUGAAGCCACCUGGCGAGGCGGGCGAGGGGUCUCUAGAGCCCAUUAGUGGCUUUCCUAUCACGUUUCAGGAAUUAAAGGCAGGGAUGUUACAAAGGGGUGUCAAGUGA
Messenger RNA from Cladophialophora yegresii CBS 114405, 3741 nucleotides. RefSeq lists its product as uncharacterized. Bases 1 to 3741 code for a protein of 1246 amino acids. The record is from RefSeq and is a predicted model, not a curated record. NCBI's taxonomy places the organism in Eukaryota, Fungi, Ascomycota, Eurotiomycetes, Chaetothyriales, Herpotrichiellaceae. Gene Ontology annotation, biological process: arachidonate metabolic process. The transcript is spliced from 4 exons. Gene Ontology annotation, cellular component: membrane.